Spodoptera littoralis (African cotton leafworm) is the source of this 990-nucleotide messenger RNA. The record is from the annotation of a GenBank genome assembly. Lineage: Eukaryota; Metazoa; Arthropoda; Insecta; Lepidoptera; Noctuidae.
AUGAAAGAUCCUAAACAUACACAAACUCCGAUAGAAGAUUUAGCAGAAUUACGAAGUUAUUUCGCUUCGCAUAAUCUAGUUCGCGAAUACAUAGCCCAUUCUUCUAAAGUGCACUCUGUUGGGUGGUCUUGUGAUGGCAGAAAACUAGCAUCGGGUUCAUUUGAUAAGAGUGUGGCUACAUUUACGCUGGAAAGAAAUAGAUUGGUACAAGACUACAUAUUCAAAGGCCAUACUGGUUCUGUUGAUCAACUGUGUUGGCAUGCCUCACAUCCUGACUUGCUAAGUACAGCUAGUGGAGAUAAAUCUGUGAGGAUUUGGGAUACAAGAACACAUAAAUGUGCAGCAACAAUAGCCACAAAAGGAGAGAACAUCAACAUUGCUUGGUCGCCGAACGGCAGCACUAUUGCAGUUGGCAACAAGGAGGAUCUAGUUUCAUUUAUAGACACUAGGACUUAUAAAGUUGUGGUAGAGGAGCAGUUCAACUUUGAAGUGAAUGAGAUCUCAUGGAACAACACAUCAGACCUGUUCUUCCUGACUAACGGACUGGGCUGCGUGCAUAUAUUGUCGUACCCCUCUCUAGAACUACAGACAGUAUUAAAGGCGCACCCGGGCACGUGUAUCUGUAUAGAACAUGACCCCACCGGCCGGUACUUCGCCACGGGCUCCGCUGACGCCCUCGUCUCCUUGUGGGAUGUUAAUGAGCUCGCCUGUCUGAGAGUAUUCUCUAGACUAGAAUGGCCGGUGCGCACUUUAUCGUUCAGUUUCGACGGCAGACUGCUUGCGUCGGCCAGCGAAGACCACAUCAUCGACAUAGGAGACACGGAGACAGGAGAGAAAGUAGCAGAGAUCCCAGUACAAGCAUCAACAUUCACAGUAGCUUGGCACCCGUCUCGCUACCUGGUCGCCUUCGCGUGUGAAGACAAGGAGCCGCCGGAGAGGAAGCGGGAUGCUGGGAACCUCAAACUAUGGGGACUGCCUAACUCCAGCUAG